AGUGUGCGUUUUCGUUUCAGCUUUACCAUUGCUGUUGCAGGCUGCUCAGAUAGUACACAGCCCUUCCGAGCCGAUAGACGUACAGUUAAGAACGAUGGCCUCAAAUGUUUCGAAUACCUCUCCCGCAGCAAACCAACUCGUCUGCCCGUAUCAUCCUGCUGCGGCAUUAGUCGACGACUACCAUACCGGCGACAUGAUAUGCUCCGACUGUGGCCUUAUCGUCGGUGACCGUAUGAUCGAUCCGUCCAGCGAGUGGCGCACAUUUAGCGACGACCCAAGCCGGCCGGAUCCAUCCCGUGUCGGUAGCACCGAUCCAGUACUACAAAAUCUGGCCACAUUUUUACAACCUUCUGCCAACGGCUUUGAGCCGCCCAACCAUUUCUCCUUCCUCAAAAUGGACACCACAACGCGCAAGCUAAUGUUCGGCUUCGCCAUGAUCGCCACUAUGGCGGAACGCAUCAAUGCACCGGCGUCGAUCGUGAGCCAUGCUAAAACCAUCUUCAAGCAAGCGCUGGAACCGGCCGCGCUAACCCAUCGGUCGAUAGAAGCAGUGUCUGUAGCCUGUCUGUACAUCGCUUGCCGGCAGGAAGGUGUGCCGCGUACCUUCAAGGAGAUGUGCGCGGUUUGCUCGGCCGGCAAGAAGGAGAUUGGGCGCUGCUUUAAGCUAAUCACCAAGGUGCUGGCUACAUCGCUGGAUCACAUCACGUCGGAAGAUUUUAUGCAGCGCUUCUGUUCGAAGCUGUUUCUUCCGCACGAAGUGCAAAAGGCAGCGACGCACAUUGCGCAGAAAGCGUUCGAAGCGGACCUCGUGCCGGAUCGGUCGCCCAUCUCGGUGGCGGCUGCCGCCAUCUACAUGGCCUCUCAGGUGUCCGCUACGGCGAUGAGCCUGAAAGCGGUGGCAGCGAUUGCCGGUGUCGCUGAGCUGACGAUCAAGCAGUCGUACAAGCUGAUGCACCCGCACGCUUGGGAGCUGUUUCCGAGGAAGCAUCUGUUCUACAAGCACAUCGGCAUGCUACCAAACUGGAAGUGUUUGAUUUAGAAAUUUCAUUUCAUGGCUUAACCGGCUGAAGGAUCACCGCAGAACUUUUCCGCCAUUACCGUGAGCACGUGUUCAAACUUGGCGUGACGCUCCUCGGCCGGCACCAGUGCGCCCUUGCUGCCCCACAGGAAUUUCAUCUGAAACUCAGUCCUACGUGGUAAAAUGAGAAAGUGAGCCCAGUUAGUUUUGUUCGAUUUUGUUGCAGUAAAUCAUUUAACACCUA
Molecule: messenger RNA, 1262 nt
Organism: Anopheles merus
Lineage: Eukaryota; Metazoa; Arthropoda; Insecta; Diptera; Culicidae
Product: transcription initiation factor IIB-like
Exons: 5
Coding region: 95-1039 (314 amino acids)
Biological process (GO): transcription preinitiation complex assembly; transcription initiation at RNA polymerase II promoter
Cellular component (GO): nucleus; transcription preinitiation complex
Molecular function (GO): TBP-class protein binding; RNA polymerase II general transcription initiation factor activity
Source: RefSeq, a predicted model, not a curated record